This is a messenger RNA of Budorcas taxicolor (takin), 405 nucleotides long. RefSeq names its product pyroglutamylated RFamide peptide (gene QRFP). The record is from RefSeq and is a predicted model, not a curated record. Gene Ontology annotation, molecular function: orexigenic neuropeptide QRFP receptor binding. Lineage: Eukaryota; Metazoa; Chordata; Mammalia; Artiodactyla; Bovidae. The transcript has a single exon. The coding region runs from base 1 to 405 and encodes 134 amino acids.
AUGCGGAACCCUUACUCCCUGCCCUACCUCCUGUUCCUGCCCCUGGGUGCCUGCUUCCCAGUGCUGGACACAGAGGAGCCCGUGGACGCCGUAGGGGGCACCGGACGUGAAAUGAGCUGGACGCACCCAGCAGGGGGACGCCCCUUCCCGUGGGGCCCCCCUGGGUGGCCAAGAGCCCCGCACUCACACGCCCUGCUCAUCACGGCCAAGGAGCUGCGGGCGUUGGGCAGGGCGCGUGCUGGCUUCAAGCUGCGUCUUGGGAGGCAGGACGACGGCAGCAAGGCCACUGGCCUCCUCCUGGAGGAGGCCGAGAAGGUGGGGGGCCCGCUGGGGACUCUGGCUGAGGAGCUCAAUGGCUACAGCAGGAAGAAAGGGGGCUUCAGCUUCCGCUUUGGCCGGGGAUGA